UUCUGAGAAGAGACCAUAUUUGUUCGCAGAGGAAGCCGUUGCUCUCUGGGAUCUGGCAACAGCAGAAAAGACAUCUGCUCCAACAAGGGUGUUCCAGAAGCUACCUGGGAGUUGGAAGAGUCCAGGACACCGCCAAACUCUGGAUUUGGGGUUCUCUGUCCAUGGGUGCGCUGUCUGUGCUCAGCUUGUGAGCUUCCUCUCAGGAGCAAGCAGUCAUGGCAUUGCGGAAUGUUCCCUUUCGUUCAGAGGUCCUGGCCUGGAACUCAGACAACCUCGCCGAUUAUUUCAAGAAGCUGAACUACAAGGACUGUGAAAAGGCAGUGAAGAAGUACCACAUUGAUGGGUCACGGUUUCUGAACCUGACAGAAAAUGACAUACAGAAGUUCCCCAAGCUCCGGGUGCCGAUUCUCAGUAAGUUAAGUCAAGAUAUCAACAAGAAUGAAGAGAGGAGGAGCAUCUUCACACGCAAACCCCAAAUCCAGAAGUUUCCUGAAGAGACAGAACUCCAUGAUGAAGACAAUGGGGGCUGGUCAUCCUUUGAAGAAGAUGACUAUGAAAGUCCCAAUGAGGAACAGGAUGGGGAGGAUGAUGAUGAUUAUGAGUCCCCCAACGAAGAGGGGGAGGCCCCUGUGGAGGAUGACGCCGAUUAUGAGCCACCACCUUCCAACGAUGAGGAAUCUCUGAAGAACUCCAUCCUGCCUGCCAAGCCUUUCCCCAACUCCAUGUACAUUGACCGUCCUGCCACUGGAAAGUGCUCCCAGCAGCCUCCUGUGCCCCCGCAGAGACCAAUGACUGGCCCCCCGCCCCCACUGGCUAGCAGGAACCACUCGCCACAACCACCACCCCAGCCCAACCAUGAAGAGCCUAAUAGAAGUAGAAACCCUAAAACACCAAAGAUCCCUGCUCCUUCCAUAGACAGAAGCAAUAAACCGCCCCUGGAUCGUUCAUUAGCUCCAUUUGACAGAGAGCCCUUCACACCAGGAAAGAAACCAGCAUUUUCUGAUAAGCCCUCAGUUCCAGCAGGCAGGCCUCUCGGGGAGAAUUUACCCAAGAUACAAAAGCCUCCUUUACCACCAGCUACUGAACGUCAUGAAAGAAACCCUCCUCCAGGGAAGAAGCCACCUGUGCCAAAACAUGCAUGGGGACCAGAGAAAAGAGACAAUGACGAAGAUGAUGUGCAUCAGAGACCUCUGCCCCAACCAGGAAUGCCUUCCAUGAACUCAAAUACUUACCCUUCAAGAUCCGCCAAGCUAAACCCCAAGCAUUCUCUCCCAUCACCUCACAUGCAGGGAGCAUUCUUAGAAAGCAGCAGCCCUUUUCCGCAGAGCGCCUCCCUGCCACCGUAUUUCUCUCAAGGCCUUAGCACCAGACCACCUCCCAGGAUUCCAGCUGAAGGCAGGACUUUUCCUUUGCCAGUUCCAAACAAACCCCAGCCACCAUCCCCUGGGGAAGAAGAGAAUUCCUUAAAUGAAGACUGGUAUGUUUCUUAUAUUACCCGACCAGAGGCAGAAGCUGCUCUUCGAAAGAUAAACCAGGAUGGCACUUUUCUGGUUAGAGACAGCUCUAAAAAAACUACUUCCAAUCCAUACGUCCUCAUGGUAUUGUACAAAGAUAAAGUUUACAACAUUCAGAUCCGUUAUCAAGAGGAAAGUCAAGUUUACUUGCUGGGAACUGGACUCCGAGGGAAAGAGGACUUUUUGUCUGUGGCAGAUAUUAUUGACUACUUCAGGAAAAUGCCACUUCUGCUCAUUGAUGGGAAGAACCGAGGCUCCAGAUACCAGUGUACAUUAAAGUAUGCUGCAGGUUACCCAUAGCAAGUUGAUCAAGGGAAUGGACCUUCUUGCCUCUAUUGCCAACACAGGAAUAUCUGUCAUCCUUAGGGAAUGGACAAAGCUUGGGUCUCAAUAGAACUCCUCAACAUGGAACACGAGGGUUUUGUCCUUUGCUUU
Chrysochloris asiatica (Cape golden mole) is the source of this 1949-nucleotide messenger RNA. It is a transcript of the gene LCP2, whose product is annotated as lymphocyte cytosolic protein 2 (SH2 domain containing leukocyte protein of 76kDa). Gene Ontology annotation, molecular function: protein binding. The transcript has 21 exons. The record is from RefSeq and is a predicted model, not a curated record. Gene Ontology annotation, biological process: cell surface receptor protein tyrosine kinase signaling pathway; intracellular signal transduction. The coding region runs from base 216 to 1814 and encodes 532 amino acids. Lineage: Eukaryota; Metazoa; Chordata; Mammalia; Afrosoricida; Chrysochloridae.